AUGGAUAUAGGCACUAAUGUAUGGGUCAAAACAAAAGACACCACUGUGUGGGCUGCCGGUGAAGUAGUCGACUAUCAGAAUGUCGCUGGUCUCGUGCAUGUGCGUCGUUUAGACACUGGCGAAGUCUUAACACGCCGUUAUCCGGGUUUUGAAGAUGAAGUAUGUUUACGUAACAUGUCAGCCAACUUCCCGACGAUGUCAAGUCUCACGAACCUUGAACACCUGCAUGAGGCGGCGCUAUUGCAAGCACUUAGUGAGCGUUUUGCCCACGAUGAGAUUUACACGUCCAUUGGGGACAUUUUAGUCGCGCUAAACCCUUUAAAACCGCUGCCGAAACUCUAUUCGGAAACUCUGUUGGACGCGUACAAGCAAUUGAUGACGUCAUCUCCCCUGUUGCUCAAUAAAGAAAAAGGGUUACCUCCUCAUGUUUUUGCUAUUGGUGGCAAAGCUUUUAGCGGGCUUUUGAAACCCGAACGACGUAAUCAAAGUAUCCUGGUCAGUGGGGAAAGUGGAAGUGGCAAAACCGAAAACACAAAAUUUCUCAUGCAAUUUCUAACGAGUGUGGGACGGGGCACAUCGGCCGAUACAAGUGGUGCAGUAGAAAUUGGUCGUCGGAUCUUACAGACUAACCCUAUUCUCGAGUCUUUUGGAAAUGCACAGACUAUCCGGAAUGACAAUUCCAGUCGUUUUGGCAAGUUUAUAAAAAUUCAGUUUGGAGACAAGAAUGAGAUUGUCGGUGCACAAAUCGUGAGUUAUUUACUGGAAAAGGUGCGGCUAUUGCAUCAGAAUCCAGAAGAACGGAGCUUUCAUAUUUUCUAUGAGCUGCUCGAAGGAGCAGACACGGAGCUACUGGAUAUUUUGGGGUUGAAAAAAGGUGGCAGAUAUGAGCUACUUAAUUCAUAUGGACCUGAUUUUGCUCGAAAAAGGGCUGUAACUCAAAAGUAUGCGCAGCUUUAUAUGGAGACUGUACGUGCUUUUGAAGAUACGGGGGUUGAAGAGCAGGAACGACUGGAGAUUUUCAAGAUUCUGGCCGGAUUGUUACAUCUUGGAAACGUCAAUUUUACGGCAGUUGAUGAGGAGGAAGAUGCGACUGAUGUGACUGCAGAAUCACGCUUUCAUUUGGAAAAAAGUGCACAACUUUUGGGCGUGAAUGUGGACAAGCUGAAGACGCUAUUGAGUCGUCGAGAAAUCAUGGCUGGAAGCGAGGUGAUGGUGCUGAAGCUCAAUCCGGAGCAGGCAAAAGAGAUCUGCCGAUCUUUAGCUAAGGCUUUCUAUGGUCGACUUUUCACGUGGCUAGUUCGUCGUCUGAGCGAUGAGAUUAAUUACGUUGACUCGGCCAUUUCGAUUUCGGAGGAGGACGAGGAGUUAGCGACCAUCAGUAUUCUUGAUAUCUUUGGGUUUGAAAGCUUGAACUGCAAUGGAUUCGAGCAGCUCUGCAUUAAUUAUGCUAACGAGCGAUUACAGGCGCAGUUUAAUGAGUUUGUCUUUGUACGCGAGCAACAGGUGUACAUUGCGGAAGAAAUUGAUUGGAGAAACAUCUCGUACCCUAGCAACGCAGCGUGCUUGGCUCUGUUUGAUGACAAGAGCAGCGGCUUGUUCUCAUUGUUGGACCAGGAAUGUCUGAUGCCUAAGGGAUCGAACCAGGCUUUGAGCACGAAGUUCUACCGGUACCAUGGUGGGGAUGGGUCCCCGGAUUCUACAGGACUUCUUAGGCAGCCGCAACUUGCUCAGAGCACUCUGCCGCUGCUCAUGUCGUCCUUCAGCAAGUAUUUGAAGAAAGCGGGGUCCCACGAGGAACUUGUCCAGCAGGACACCAAGAAACACACUUUUUCGGCGUCCAAGAUGGAACGUGUGAACCAUCAGUUUGUGGUGCAUCAUUUUGCUGGACGCGUGUGUUACAAUGUUGAACGGUUUGUCGAGAAGAACACUGACGCGCUUCCAGCUGAUGCGAGCAGCAUUUUGUCUACCUCUAGUAACGAAGUGGUUGUGGCGAUCGGGGCUAAUGACAACGUGGAUUUGCCAAGUGCGGACAAUGGAGUGGCAGGUCGACGGCGUUGUUCCAUGUUGCGUGCGCCUAGUGUGUCUGCGCAGUUCAAAAGUCAACUGGACCGGCUCAUCGUCCAGACCGGUCGCACGGAGGCGCAUUACGUCCGCUGUUUGAAGCCCAAUGAGCUCAAGAAGCCUGGAAUAUUUGAUCGUGAGAGAAUGGUUGAACAAAUGCGCUCCGUUGGUGUGCUAGAGGCAGUUCGCAUUGCGCGUCAUGGGUACUCUGUGCGCCUCGCGCAUGCGAGCUUUGUCGAUCUUUUUUCAGAAUUCAAGUGCUUUUUGAGCGCGCGAGAUCGAUCGACGAAGAUGAACACUAGCGACUUGGCGCGAGCUCUUGUGGCUAUAUUAAUGGGCAAGAUUCUACUGGAAGACGGCGAGGGACGCGAAGAAAAAAAAACGGGUGUUCAAAUUGUUGCUACUGAUGACUGUAAUGAGACGGCGUUCGAUAACGAUUGUCGCCACAAGGACGUGCAGGUCGGCAAGACACUAGUAUUUUUCAAGGCUAGCACCUACAAUCGGUUUUCUCGAUACCGCUUGAAGUUACGGAAUCAGUGUGCGACAGUGCUGCAGAAGCAUUACCGCGGGUACCGACGUCGGGUGUUGUUUCAGGAGCUGCGUAGCUUUGUGGUGCACGUACAGGCGAUUGUCCGAGGAUUCCUCGGACGGAGGCGUGUGGACAGAUUGCGCCAAUUGCGUCGAGACAAUGCAGCCACUUGUAUUCAGUCAUGUUGGAAGCGUUUCCUGGCACAGUGUGUCCUUGCAAAAAUGCUGAAAGACAAACGUCAGCUUGUUAGUGUCAUUUGCAUUCAAAUGCACUGCCGAUGCUGGCUAGCUAGACGGAAACUUGCUAAUCUUCGCAAACAAAAGAUUUGGAUUGCUGCUGCGAUUCGUAUUCAAGCUCAAUGCAGACGCUGGAUCGCCGAACACAAGCGUGAUGAGUUGUUAAGGGUGAAGCGUGAAAAUGCUGCUGCUAAUGUCAUCCAGAGUCAGAGCCACAGGUGGCUUGAGCAAAACAGUGAUGUGAUGGCAAAGGUUCAUCGUUUCCGGUUGAUGAUGGCUUUCCACAAAUUCCGCCGUGCGUGCCUUGCCUCACAGGCAACGAGCGAAGUGGAGGCUGAGCCAUCCCCUAGUGAUGACUCAGCGUCAAGCCCAGCGAAACGUCAUGCAGUUAUGUCAUUCGACCACCCGGUGACUCUGUCAAGCUCAGAGCAGGAAGACAGCUCUACCAGCGAUGAACAGAUGGAGCCCCGGAUUCGUAUUUCCGCUCCCACCCACUGCUAUACCAGCAGCAGACACCACAACCGUGCAAGUAGCGGUCAUAUUGACGACCAGAAUUCGCUGCUUGAGAGUGAGAUAUUGCGCUUGCAGCAGAUGCUCAUGCAGCAGCAGAGCGGUCAUGAGAAUAGUCCUCCUCGGAAUCAUCGGCGCCGAUCGUUGAUUAAUGCUCGCCCGCCGCGGAGCGUACCUCUCGACUUGAGUCAUGAGCAUUCGGUCCGAGCACCGCAUCCGCGAUCGGAACGUCGUCGGUCUUCAGUUGGUGGAGCACUAUCCGAAGAUAAGGAUGAACUCGACGACGAGGUGUCACUUUUGCAGCCGCGCCGUGCCCGUAGUGUGGUGCCCGGGAAACAGGUCGACCACGUUUCCGUGUUGUUUCACAAGAUCGAAGAGCUGGACGCGAAAUGCAAGUUUCUGGAACAGCUCGUGGCUCGCAAGAACUACGAAGAUGCGGCACGAGAGUCGUUUACAUACGGUCAAGGCGGUAGUGAGCGUUUUCCGUCUGGAAGUGGGUCAUCAUUGUACGACGAUAUUUGUCCGAGUGAAACGGGCUCGGAUGUGGACUCGAUCAUCUUUAACAUCCAGAACCAGAUGAACAUGCUUCGACAGUCUAUUGCUGUGAAGGAGCAAGACCUUCGCACGUCGCGCGCUUCUCGUGCCAUGUCGUUCUCGUCCAGUACACGGCCGACGCGUUCUUCGUCUAUCACCUCGACGAUAUCGUUUUCCAACUUCCCGAUGGGUGAGGCCCCACGGAGCCUGUCGUCGCUUCCACUAUCCGAGUCGCAGCUGUCGUCUGGCGGAUCGUCGUACGGCAACAGUCGACGUAGUGGUGGAAGUUCGCUUGGGCGACCUUCAACACCGACUUCCUCAGUAGCAUCGUCGUUCUACCAGGGGCCUCCACGUUCUGUACCCGCGCAUUUUGGUGGUCGAAGCAUGCCUCGCAUCGUAAAAUGGGCCCGCUCCACCAGUUGCUAUGAGUGUGAGGAGUCAUUCAACCUAUUCGUGCGGCGUCAUCACUGUCGUAUGUGCGGUAAUUCGUUCUGUCACGAGCACUCGAGCAGGCGCGUGUCUGUCUUCGGCAUCGGCUUUGAUGAUGAGCCUGUACGCGUGUGUGACAACUGUUUUGCCGAAUACUACGCGUCGCAGGAGUCACUUACGCCUCCGCAUCUUCCGCCAUACGGCUUCACCUCUGCAUCCUCGCGGCUCAGUGGAUUGUAG
Peronospora farinosa is the source of this 4539-nucleotide messenger RNA. NCBI's taxonomy places the organism in Eukaryota, Oomycota, Peronosporomycetes, Peronosporales, Peronosporaceae. The record is from the annotation of a GenBank genome assembly.